Molecule: messenger RNA, 858 nt
Organism: Symbiodinium natans
Lineage: Eukaryota; Dinophyceae; Suessiales; Symbiodiniaceae
Source: the annotation of a GenBank genome assembly
AUGCCUCCAAGCCAGCGGCCCCGGGUCCUUCCAAGCAAAGAGGAGCUGCAGGCACAGGAUCAGGCUUCCAAGAAGCGCCAUCCUCACCCCGGGGUGCACCCUGGAUCCGGCCGGCACCGACACCGGAGGGGCGAUGCUGCCAACCCUGCAGCUGCAGCUGCUGCUGCUAAGGCUCCCCCACCUGCGAAGUUAUUCAGACAGCCGUUCCCGCCCAAGAAGCCGUCCGAGCCCUCCGGCACCCAGGACCAGCAAGUGGAGGGAGAAUCAAGGAAGCCGCGGCCAUCUCGACCGCCACCCAAUCGGCCGGCCUCUCGGGCAUCCCGGCCGCCCGGGCACAGGAGGUACCAGGACCACGCGCCGGGUUGGCCAGGAGCCUUUCUGCACAAGUCGGAGCACCAGAAUGACACCAGCGCUUGUCCGCUGCCUGGCUUGGUAGCUUCCUACGCGCCUAACAAGCGCACGGCCCUGGCCUCGCACCCCCGAAGUGGAUCGACCUGGCUGCGCUUCAUGCUCGAACGUGCUUCAUCCUUGCCCUGUGGCUUCGAGGAUCCUGGCUGGGCAAAUAUCCUGCCUCACGUUGGGGAGGAUCCUUCUCACCCGCAGAACGUGAACAAGGAGGGGCUCGUCGUGAAAACGCACAGCAUUUGCUACGGCUGUUGGGCUGAUGCUGGCAUCGAGGACCGGCUGACCAUCACCGGCCACACCAGGAUGACUCUGGAGAAAGCGGCGGCGCUGGUAGGACAGGAGUAUGCAGAGCGCAUCCAGUCGAAAGGCUGCUGUCUUGUUUUUCCACCCAGCACGCUCGAGUCAAUGAUCCGACAGCCUCUUGGCAGCAAGAGCAAUGGACGGGUCAGCUAG